Molecule: messenger RNA, 3542 nt
Organism: Elaeis guineensis (African oil palm)
Lineage: Eukaryota; Viridiplantae; Streptophyta; Magnoliopsida; Arecales; Arecaceae
Product: WPP domain-associated protein
Source: RefSeq, a predicted model, not a curated record
AGUGGCCGCUGAUGGAGCGAUUUCAGAGGUGACAGGCGUCACCGUCCAAGUCCACUGCUCCCGUUCUCAGUGCACCGCCUGCCUCAAUAUUCCUUUUUAGCUUUUUCCUCUCUAUCUCUCGGUUCCCACUUUAUGAUCUCCCAAACCACUGUGAGGAAACCAAGGCGUCUCUUUUCUCUUCUCCUCCACUGUAAAGGGAGGAGAGUUCGCGGGAAUAAACCCGACCGAUCCACUGGCGGUGGCGAGAAAAGCUCAGGAGUGUUCUCUCCUCGCCCAAGUGGCAAAUCGAAUCGUAAAUUAUGCAGGUAUCAGUGGAGAACUCAGAGGUCUUGAAUGCAGGAUUUUUGCUUUCAGUUGAUGACUCUGCAAUGUUAAGCUGUAACCAUAAUUGGAGUGAUACUGUUGGCAAUGAUUCAGCAGUUUACGAGAAAUUUCUCCUUGAAGAUUUGGAUUCUUAUAUGAAUGAUAUUAAUUCACGUCUGACUGUCUCAAGAAUGGUGAGUGAUUCUGUGAUCAAAGGGAUAGUUAAUGCUGUAGUAGAGGAGGCUUCUGAGAAAAUAGCUUCAAAGGAAGCAGAAAUAGCAGCUCUGAAUGAAAGAUUGCAGCAUUAUGAAUCUGCUGGAGCUGAAGGGAACAGGCUAGAUUCUCCCAUGAUGAUGCCAGGAGCAUCAAUAACAAUACGAAAAUCCCAGAGGAGAAAAUCAGAGCUGCAUCAGCGGUCUUUAAAUGAAGAGGUAGACUCUGAUUAUUAUAUCAAAAAUUUUGGGAGUUUAAAAAUUGCAGCAGAAGAGCAUCUUCAAAGGCUUAAAGAGGAACUCAGGGAUGUCAGGAGCAUGAUGUCUUUCAAUAAAAUAGAUUGUUGUUCCAAGGAUGUCAAGUUGUGCAGCAUCCAGGGGAAGACUAUGGAGAAGUUGCACGUUAUAGAUGGAUAUGCUGAUGAUUUGGAAGUAAUUCUAGCAGCAUUAUGUGAACAGGCUGAUAGCACAUGCUUCUCAUUGAAGGCAUUGUUAAGCGAGCAUGAGAAAAAAUGGGAACUGGAGAUUCAAAGGGAGGUCAGUGAUCUUAUUAUUCAAGGUUUUGGCAGGGAACUUCAGGAUGAGUUUGAAACAAGGUUAUCUGAGAAAAGAAGUCUUGCGAAUACAUUAAACAAGAAUUUGCAAAAGAUGGUCAAUGAAUUUUCCACCAUUCAUCAAGAACUUGAUGCUAUUGUUAUGCCCUUGUUUGGCUCAGACUUUGUGCCAUUAAUUUCUCAUUAUGGCCUUGAAGGUUUGGAAGAGUGGAGUACUCUUAAAAGGAAGGAUCACCUUCCUUGGAAGGGUUUGGGUAAUCAUCAUGUAGCACACACAUCUCAUUGUGAGGAGAGUGGUAAUGUCUCAGAGAAGUCCGGGGAUUUUGUACAACCCACUCAAACUGACUCCCCGCUAUUAAAGUGCAUGACAAAAGAUGAACUGAUAACCUACUAUAACACUAAAAUGGCCAACAUGAAGAGACAACAUGAUUCAGCUUUGCAAGAGAAGACAGAAGCAUUGUUCAGCCUCAAGCGGGAAUUCCUCAGGGAAAAAGGUUCUAAUCCUUCACAUUUUAGGAAAGAUAAAGAAUUUGAACUGUUGAGGAAAAAAGUUGUCGAGUUCAUUUCAAAAUUGAACGAUAUUAUCUUGGAGAAAGAGAAAUUGACUAUUGUUCACGAUGACCGAGACCUGUUACUUGGCCUGAAGGAGAGGAUCGGUGCCCUGUUUUCUGAAAAUCAGCGGCUGCGAAAUUUGUUAGAACAAAAAAGAAAAGAGGUUGAUUGUUCAGAGAUUUCAAAUGAAACAAAUCAAACUUCACAUUGUUCAUCUAUAGAGGCAAAGUUCUCAGAGCAGAUUAAGAAGCUGAAAUUGGAUAUUGAAGACAUAAAGUUAGAAAUCACCAUUAGAGAUGAAAUACAAAAGAUCAUCUUAAGAGAGUGGGUUGGUGAACUUAUAGAUGACAUGGAGUGUUUAGAGAUGGAGUCCAAGACAACACAUGACACCUCCUCCACUAUUUACAGAAAAUCUAUAGAAGAUGUCAUUUCUAGCAUGAAUCAUAUUAUAGUAAAAUGUUACAAGGAAAAGAAUUCCAUUGCAGCAGUGGUUUUAGAAAAGGAGAAGGCAUUGUGUUUAGAAAUUGAAGCAAACAAUAAGUUGAAGGAGGAAAUUGCAUCCCUAUCAACUUUGUUGAAAGAGAAAGAGAAAUUUGCAUUAGAGACUGAAUCUAAAUUAAUGCAACAGAAGGAAUGUUUUGAUUUAGUAUGCUGUGAGGUUAAUAUGCUGAAAGAUCAAGUCACUAAGAAAGACCUAUAUAUUUUGGAGAGCAACAAGGAGUCUGAUUCUGUUAAGGGUAGAUUGGAUGAGACGUUGCAGCAAAUUCAUCAAUAUAAAGUUGAAGUUGCUGAACUGAAUCAGAAACUAAGGCUUGUAUCUGGUGGUUUGGAGGAAGCAGAGAAACAGAAACACAUCCUUCAAGGCAUCGUUGAAGAGAAACAAAAGACGCUAGCAUUAACCAUCUCAAAGGAAGAAGAGCAUAAAAAGGGGAUGGAGUCCAUAGUUGUUUCUAUGACAGACUUAUCAAAAGCCAUUAUGGACUGUGAAUGUAGGAUGGCAAGCAAUCUUGAAACUAAUGAAUCAAGGUUGAAAAUACUGAGCCAUCAGUGUGGUCAACUGGUGCGACAGGCUAACUUUGUCCAAAGAAAAGCCUUGUGGUACAAACAGGGCUUUGAAAGAAGAUGCUCUGACCUUCAAAAGGCUGAAACUGAGGUUGAUCUUUUAGGAGAUGAAGUUGAUGCCCUUUUGCGUCUUCUUGAGAAGAUAUACAUAGCUCUAGAACAUUAUUCUCCAGUAUUACAACACUAUCCUGGAGUUGUGGAUAUUCUAAAACUGAUUAGUAGAGAAAUGAAAAGAGAGAGUACCAAAUAAGCAUCAUGAAUUACUUAUUUAGGUUAACAGGAUUGUGAUAACAAAUCCACUUGAACGUUUAAUGAGCCAGUGCCUGCAGACAACCUCAGAAACAACAUUGCCAAGGCAGAAGAUUUUGUUGAAGCAACCAACAACCUCAGUAUUUUCCACCACUUAACCAAGCGGUGCAACUUUUAUCUGCUAUUCAGGUUACGUAUGUUUGCUGAUCCUGAUGUUCAUUUCCGAGUCCUCUAGCCCUCAACAUCACCGUGGACUCUUUUGCAACUAAUUGAUGCGAGACCAAAAGUGUUGCUUAUUGAAACGUGGUCAGACUACAUCAUGGAUGUCAAGGUGUAUUUGCUUGUUACGUAUUAGUCGCUUUAUCCAUGCCAAGUGUGUAAAAAUGGAUGUCAACACACUUGAUGGGUUGCCAACAAGGGAGUUGAUGAACUGAGGCCAAAUGCCUUUUGGAAGCUUCGAUCUUGCUUCCGUGCUGUGAUGAGAAGUUAGAAAUUUCAGACGCCAGACCACUGAAUACGUACUGUAAUUGUACAUCAAAUGAUUUGAUGAUAAUGAACUCACAAGAUUUUAGUGUUUCCACAACACGCUAUGAGAAAUUUGGUCUCUCUC